This is a messenger RNA of Macaca mulatta (Rhesus monkey), 1549 nucleotides long. RefSeq names its product AU RNA binding methylglutaconyl-CoA hydratase (gene AUH). Gene Ontology annotation, cellular component: mitochondrion. Gene Ontology annotation, biological process: fatty acid beta-oxidation. The record is from RefSeq and is a predicted model, not a curated record. Gene Ontology annotation, molecular function: enoyl-CoA hydratase activity. Lineage: Eukaryota; Metazoa; Chordata; Mammalia; Primates; Cercopithecidae.
CGCCGUGCGCGUGCGCGCUGCAGGUCGGCGCCGGGCGGGGGCGGAGCGGCAGUCGCAGGCCCACGCCGUAAACAGACAACAUGGCGGCCGCGGUGGCGGCGGCACCUGGGGCCUUGGGCGCCCUGCAUGCUGGCGGUGCUCGCCUGGUGGCCGCUUGCAGUGCGCGGCUGUGCCCGGGAUUGAGGCUGCCCAGCUCGUUGGCAGGCCGGCGGGUGGGCCCGGCGAUCUGGGCUCAGGGCUGGGUGCCUGCAGCCGGUGGUCCCGCCCCGAAAAGGGGCUACAGCUCUGAGAUGAAGAACGAGGACGAGCUGCGGGUGCGGCACCUGGAGGAGGAGAACCGAGGAAUUGUGGUGCUUGGAAUAAACAGAGCUUAUGGCAAAAAUGCACUCAGUAAAAAUCUUAUAAAAAUGCUAUCAAAAGCUGUGGAUGCUUUGAAAUCUGAUAAGAAAGUACGGACCAUAAUAAUCAGGAGUGAAGUCCCAGGGAUAUUCUGUGCUGCUAAUCUUCCAGUACCAACAAUUGCAGCAAUAGAUGGACUUGCUUUAGGUGGUGGUCUUGAACUGGCUUUAGCUUGUGAUAUACGAGUAGCAGCUUCCUCUGCAAAAAUGGGCCUGGUUGAAACAAAACUGGCAAUUAUUCCUGGUGGAGGGGGAACACAGCGAUUGCCGCGCGCCAUUGGAAUGUCCCUGGCCAAGGAGCUCAUAUUCUCUGCGCGAGUCCUCGAUGGCCAAGAAGCCAAAGCAGUGGGCUUAAUCAGCCACGUUCUGGAACAGAACCAGGAGGGAGAUGCUGCCUACAGAAAGGCCCUGGACCUGGCCAGAGAGUUUUUACCUCAGGGACCUGUUGCAAUGAGAGUGGCAAAAUUAGCAAUUAAUCAAGGGAUGGAGGUCGAUUUAGUAACAGGGUUAGCCAUAGAAGAAGCUUGUUAUGCUCAGACCAUUCCAACGAAAGACAGACUUGAAGGUCUUCUUGCUUUUAAAGAGAAAAGGCCCCCUCGCUAUAAAGGAGAAUAAAAGGAAGAGAAAUUCUUAAGAUGCCAAUGUACUAAAUGUACUUCUGGAAGUGUCUUUCGGGUCCACUGUAUGCCUCAGCACAUGGAAUCUCAAUGACCAAAGUGAAGAGCAAAUUAUUCAUAUAGUGUAGUAAGCAUCUGGAAUGGACCCAUCCGUGUACUUCAUUCAAAUGUGUAAAUGUCAUAUUCAUUCAGAUUUGUAAAGCUAGUAGUGUAUAUUGUCAGAAACAGAAUCAAAGUUAGAUAUACAUUUUUAAAUAUUUACUGCAUAUGCGGCUUUCUGUUCUUAAUUUUUUUAAUGUGAAUAAUUUAUAUAUUGCACAUUCUAGGGAAUAAUAUUGAUUGUAUGUCUACUGUGCUGCAUUAAGAAAAUAAAAUUUCUAUAUACCAAAAAUGUGAAGUUAUACCAAAUAAAGUUUCUAAGUAAUUAAUGCAUACGAACAGAUACAUAUACAUAUAUCUAAACCUGAAAAAUGAACUGAUAGAUAUUCUGAGUGAAAACUACCUAAUACAAAUAAAAUCAGUGAAAAGAAAACA